This is a messenger RNA of Microcebus murinus (gray mouse lemur), 1821 nucleotides long. RefSeq names its product phospholipase A2 group VII (gene PLA2G7). NCBI's taxonomy places the organism in Eukaryota, Metazoa, Chordata, Mammalia, Primates, Cheirogaleidae. Gene Ontology annotation, molecular function: 1-alkyl-2-acetylglycerophosphocholine esterase activity. The record is from RefSeq and is a predicted model, not a curated record.
CCCGCCGCCCCGCUGCCACGGCGACCGCGGCUGGCCCGAGGCCCGCAGUGCCGGCGACGCGGAGCAUUCGGGUCUGGCGCGCGCGGGUGGCGACGGCGCGCCGCGGAACGUGCCCAGGGACCCCGGUUCCCGCGAGCAGCGCAGCGCAGCGCCGGGAUCCCUGAUAAUGAGCCCAACUGAACCCUCAAAACGUUGAGAAAUUUCCAUAAAAGCAUUGAAGAGAAAGUAUCGAGCGAAGAGACAUUGAAGGGGAACAUUUCGUUCCAAAGUCACAUCAUUCCAGGAUUCUGGGGAAGCUUUGUGGCUCCAGGACAUGAGCGGUGGGUUCUUACUGCCUUUCUUUAUGAAGCCAGUCACCCGUUACCGUGCUCGAUUUUGUGGGAGUGCCGCGUGACACACUAAUAGAAACAGGCCGAUCAUUAUAGGAGAUUAAGCUGAAACCACCGCUCAGCUCCCAAGAUGGUGGCGCUCAAAUUGCAUGCGCUUUUCUGCCUCUGCAGCUGCCUUGCACUGGUUCGUCCUUUUGACUGGCAAGACCUAAAUCCUGUUGCCCAUGUUAAGUCAUCAGCAUGGAUCAAUAAAAUACAAGCUCUGAUGGCUGCGGCAACCUGUGGCCAAACUAAAAUCCCCAGAGGUAAUGGACCUUAUUCUGUUGGUUGUACAGACUUGAUGUUCAAUCACACUAAAGAGGGCACCUUCCUGCGCUUAUAUUAUCCAUCUCAAGAUGAUCGCCUUAACACUCUGUGGAUCCCAAACACAGAAUAUUUUUUUGGUCUCAGUAAAUUUCUUGGAACACAUUGGCUUAUGGGCAAAAUUUUGAGCUUUUUAUUUGGUUCAGUGACAACCCCUGCAAGCUGGAAUUCCCCUCUGAGGACUGGUGAAAAAUAUCCACUAAUUGUUUUUUCUCAUGGUCUUGGAGCAUUCAGGACAAUUUAUUCUGCUAUUGGCAUUGACCUGGCAUCUCAUGGGUUUAUAGUUGCUGCUGUGGAACACAGAAAUGGAUCUGCAUCUGCAACUUACUAUUUCAAGGACCAGUCUGCUGCAGAAAUAGGAAACAAGUCUUGGCUCUACUUUAGAACCCUAAAAUCAGGUGACGAUGUGAAAUCUGAACGAAAUAAACAGGUACAUCACAGAGCAAAGGAAUGUUCCCAAGCUCUUGAUUUGAUUCUUGACAUUGAUCAUGGAAAGCCACUGAAGAAUGUAUUAGAUUUAGAGUUUGAUGUGGGACAACUGAAGGACUCUAUUGAUAGGAAAAAAGUAGCAAUAAUGGGACAUUCUUUUGGUGGAGCAACAGUUAUUCAAACUCUUAGUGAAGACCAGAGAUUCAGGUGCGGCAUUGCCCUGGACGCAUGGAUGUUUCCAGUGGGUGAUGAGGUGUAUCCCAAAAUUCCUCAGCCUCUCUUUUUUAUCAACUCUGAACACUUCCAAUAUUUAGAUAAUAUCAAAAAAAUGGAACAAUGCUACCUACCAGGUAAAGAAAGAAAAAUGGUUACAAUCAGGGGUUCAGUGCAUCAGAAUUUUGCUGACUUCACUUUUGCAACUGGCAAAAUAGUUGGAUACGUAUUCGGAUUAAAAGGAGAUAUAGAUUCAAAUGUAGCUAUUGAUCUUAGCAACAAAGCUUCAUUAGCAUUCUUACAAAAGCAUUUAGGACUUCAUAAAGAUUUUGAUAAGUGGGACUAUCUGGUUGAAGGAGAUGAUAAGAAUCUCAUUCCAGGGAGCAACAUCAACACGACCGACCCACAUGCUACUCUGUAGAAUGCUACAGGAAUAUGGAAACAGAAUUAGGAUUAAAAGAGCUUUUUAAAAAGUCUUGGCUCAAAA